Paramisgurnus dabryanus is the source of this 4847-nucleotide messenger RNA. It is a transcript of the gene kcnh1a, whose product is annotated as potassium voltage-gated channel, subfamily H (eag-related), member 1a. Gene Ontology annotation, molecular function: delayed rectifier potassium channel activity. Gene Ontology annotation, cellular component: voltage-gated potassium channel complex; plasma membrane. Gene Ontology annotation, biological process: regulation of membrane potential; potassium ion transmembrane transport. The record is from RefSeq and is a predicted model, not a curated record. Lineage: Eukaryota; Metazoa; Chordata; Actinopteri; Cypriniformes; Cobitidae.
AUGGCGCUGUUUCUUCAGUCUAACCUGACCGCAGAGGAUCGAUGAGGAGAAGAGAGAAGAGCCCCGGGUCCACACAUCACUGGAUGCGGCUGCGGUAUGUGGACAACAGACACACCUGAGACGUUUGCGGGUGCUUCAUGCUGACCGGUCCGGGUUCUGACUGGAGCGCAUGACCCGCCGCGAUGGCCGGGGGACGAAGAGGACUCGUGGCUCCACAAAACACUUUUUUGGAGAAUAUUGUCCGCCGGUCUAACGUUUGGACAUUAUCACAUAGACACACAGAUACAAACUUUGUGCUGGGGAACGCUCAGAUCGUAGACUGGCCCAUCGUCUACAGCAACGAUGGCUUUUGUAAGCUGUCCGGGUACCAUCGCGCAGAGGUCAUGCAGAAAAGCAGCACUUGCAGCUUUAUGUACGGAGAGCUCACAGACAAAGACACGUGUGAGAAAGUACGGCUGACUUUCGAGAACUAUGAGAUGAACUCGUUCGAGAUCUUGAUGUACAAGAAAAACCGAACACCGGUAUGGUUUUUUGUAAAAAUUGCACCUAUACGGAACGAACAAGAGAAAGUUGUCCUUUUCCUGUGUACGUUUAGUGACAUCACAGCAUUCAAACAGCCAAUCGAGGACGACUCUUCAAAAGGUUGGGGAAAGUUUGCACGUUUGACCAGGGCUCUUACAAGCAGUAGAGGGGUCAUACAGCAACUCCAGCCCACCGUACACAAGGGAGAAAAUGUGCAUAAACACUCACGCCUUGCAGAGGUUCUUCAGCUGGGUUCGGAUAUCCUUCCUCAGUACAAACAAGAGACGCCCAAGACUCCCCCUCAUAUCAUUCUGCACUAUUGUGCCUUUAAGACGACCUGGGAUUGGGUCAUUCUUAUUCUCACUUUUUACACGGCCAUAAUGGUUCCUUACAACGUCUCAUUCAAGACGAAGCAGAACAACGUCACCUGGCUGGUUGUGGAUAGCAUUGUGGAUGUGAUCUUUCUUGUUGACAUUGUGCUGAAUUUUCACACGACUUUCGUGGGACCGGCCGGCGAAGUGAUAUCAGACCCCAAACUCAUUCGCAUGAACUACUUGAAAACCUGGUUUGUGAUCGACCUGUUGUCCUGUUUGCCUUAUGAUGUCAUCAACGCCUUUGAGAACGUGGAUGAGGGUAUCAGCAGUUUAUUUAGUUCACUGAAGGUGGUCCGACUGUUGCGUCUGGGCCGGGUGGCUCGUAAACUAGAUCACUACAUUGAAUAUGGAGCGGCUGUCUUGGUUCUCCUGGUUUGUGUGUUCGGACUGGCCGCCCAUUGGCUGGCCUGCAUAUGGUACAGCAUUGGAGACUAUGAGGUCAUCGAUGAGGAUAAUAACAAGGUACGAAAGGACAGUUGGCUUUAUAUGCUGGGCGAGAGCGUCGGGUCGCCCUACCGGUUUAACACCACCGGGACAGGAAGAUGGGAAGGUGGACCCACCAAGAAUUCGGUCUACAUCACGUCUCUAUACUUCACCAUGACCAGUCUGACCAGUAUCGGCUUUGGAAACAUUGCUCCCACCACAGAUGGAGAGAAGAUCUUCGCAGUGGCCAUGAUGAUGAUUGGGUCUCUCCUUUACGCCACCAUCUUCGGUAAUGUGACGACUAUUUUCCAGCAGAUGUACGCCAACACUAACCGUUACCAUGAGAUGCUCAACAGCGUGCGGGAUUUCCUGAAGCUCUACCAGGUGCCCAAAGGACUGAGCGAGAGGGUUAUGGAUUACAUCGCCUCCACCUGGUCUAUGUCCCACGGGAUCGAUACUGAAAAGGUUUUGCAGAUUUGUCCGAAAGACAUGCGCGCCGAUAUCUGCGUUCACCUGAACAGGAAGGUUUUCAAGGAGCAUCCUGCUUUCCGAUUGGCCAGUGACGGCUGUUUGCGAGCUUUGGCCAUGGAGUUCCAGACGAUCCACUGCGCUCCGGGCGAUCUUAUCUAUCAUGCGGGCGAGAGUGUGGACAGCCUCUGUUUUGUGGUGUCAGGGUCACUGGAGGUCAUACAAGACGACGAGGUGGUCGCCAUUUUGGGUAAAGGCGAUGUGUUCGGGGAUGUGUUCUGGAAGGAGGUGACGCUAGCACAAGCAUGCGCUAACGUCAGAGCUCUAACGUACUGCGACCUGCACGUGAUCAAGCGGGACGCGCUUCAGAAAGUUCUGGAGUUUUACACCCCCUUCUCCAAUCACUUCUCCAGAAACCUGUUGCUUACGUACAACCUGCGCAAACGGCUUGUGUUCAGAAAGAUCAGUGAUGUGAAGCGUGAGGAAGAGGAGAGAUUGAGGAGGAAGAACGAAGCCCCGCUGAAUCUCCCGCCCGAUCAUCCCGUCCGCCGUCUGUUCCAGCGUUUCCGCCAGCAGAAAGAAGCCCGACUCGCCGCGGGGCAAUCCAAUCCCAACGACCCUGAUCUCGAGAAGGGUCACAUUCACAACGAGGUCAUCAGUCAAGAUGUCGUCGCCACCACGAGCAUCGUCACGGUAACGGAAAGCCCAGCCACGCCCAUCCCCUCACACCCGAGCAAAAACCACACCUUGUGUCUGUUCGACCAGGCGAAGCUAAGCGCCCCCGCCCCAACGGCCCCUCGGUCGUCCGAGCCGCGCGCACGGGGUUGGGCCAGGUUCAGGGAGAGCGUGGCUAAGCCGGAAGGCUGGGGAAACGUUCCCAAAGCGGAAUCUAUGGAGACGCUUCCCGAGCGGAGCGGUUCCAGCAAGUCGGAGCCUAGCGGACUGAAAAAGACGGACUCGUGCGAUAGCGGCAUCACCAAAAGUGACCUACGGCUGGAUGAGGGCGGAGCUCGGACGCCUGGCGACCACAGCCCGAUCCAGCCGGAUGGGAAAGCUCCCCCAAUCCCGACUAUUCCCGAACAUACGCUUCACGCCUCGCUCCUCGAACUACGCAGUGAACUCAAAGAGGAGCUGACGGCCCUCGGGAACCGUAUGGUUGCCUUGGAGACGCAGGUCGCAGAGGUGUUGAGGUUGCUGAGGAGCAGAAAGACUUCAAGCUCUCCCGUCUCGCUCUUUCAGAUAUCGCGACCGACAUCACCAGAUACGGACAAGGAGGACAUCUUUCCUUGAAGAUAUACUCUUCUCAAAAAGCAGAAGGAAUGUGUUUCUGUAAGAGACACAUCCGUGCCAGCAUGACAUGUGUGUGAGAUAACGUCGUGUAUAGGAGAGGAAGAUGUCUUAUCCCAAGGCAUCUGCGAUACCAAAGUGGUGCUGUGUAAGCCGUCACGCAGCCACACUUUGUGUUGAUCUGCUCCCUGUUUUAGUCCUGAGGGGCUGACAGACAGAGACUUCUUGCCUCGGGGCCGACUCUGACUGAAGGUUGUCAUGGCGACGCACCGUCCCCAAAUGCAACUGCGGGCCCUUCAACAUCCCACUUAUGUAGCAAGUCUUCCUCUUUUUCUCUCCGUCUGUCUCUCUCAUACACACACGUCACGCUCCUGUCUCCGCUCUGCAUAUUUUAGACUGAGCAGACCAGUCUUUCUGGUAUUGAGAUCCAUUCUGCACCAUCCUCACAGAGCUUUGCAUCUUGCCCGAAUGUGUGGCGAUGCGGGCAGGUAUGGAUCUGAGCUGCUAGCCGAAAGAAUGGAGGAUCAGUCUGAAGAUGCAGAGUGUCCCGGGAAACGAAGAUUCCAGAGAUCUGAAUUCCCAGGUAGCUUCCAGGGAAUCAGUUUAAAUAAAUGUGUUUGUACAAUGACAAAUCAAAUACCAUCCCCAGAGUUGUACACUUGAAGGUUUUCGCAGACACUAAUGAGAUCUACAGGGGUUUUGAGGCGUAUUAUCAAAUCACUGUUAUGGACCCUGUACGUGAGGUAUGUCAGGGCUUCGACGUACCUCACAACGCACAGCUAUCAUCAGAGGUCAGCAACCAAUAGGGUCAAAGGUGAAAUACAACUGUAGCUUGAUGCUUGGCUCUUUUAGGUGCACUGCAUUGAGGAACGCUCUUGACCUGCGGGCUGACGCGUCUAUAAUGAAUAUCUUCAAACAGUAAGCAUCACUUACGAGUUUACUAGAGACUUUUGGGGUCGCAGUGGCCAAGUUUUAUAACAGAGAGGAAAGAAUAUAUUAAUGGUGGUGUUGUUGCUUUAUCGAUGAUUGGGUCUUCCAGAAAACGCACAAACGUAAUGUCAUGGGCGCACUAUUGCUAUUACUGUAGCUUUGAUUUCUUAAAUGAAAUCAUGAACACAUCAUCAAUGGUUAAAAUGAUCACAGUACGUAUAACGCACAGCUACGUGCAAUUCUUCUCAUUACUGCACACAUGGAAAUACAUACAAAAUCUCAGGAAUGCUCAAGUCUGAUUGGUUGGAGGAAGUGAUGGUCACUAACCCCAGUCUCCACCAAAAUGAAUACAUAUAUACAUGUUAUCUUAUAGAUUGUAUGAAUGUGAGCUCAAAACUUCAUUUUGUGCUGAUUGUAAAUGAUGGGCUGCAGAAAGACAAACAGAAACAGAUGGAGAGUCGUGAGCAUUAACAUAUUGUGUGAAAUGGAAAUGUGUUAGAUGAGUGGUUAAGCUCUGUUGUGUGAUGUUCUCAGGUUAGAAAGGUCAUUAUCAGGUCCACAGGAGAUGUGCUGAGGUUAGUAUCAUCACACUGUCAUCUGAGAACACAACACCAACACGAGCACAGGGAGAUACCUGAAAAAACCACUCGCAUGAAUGUCAAAACUAUAGCUUUCAAAGUCAUAUCAAAUUAAAUAUAUAUGUAUGACAAAAUAAAGAAAGAAAGAGAGAGAGACAGAAAAAGAGAGAAAAAACAGAGAGAAUGAAAGAGAGACAAAAAAGAAAGAAAGAAGGAAUUAGAGAAAGAAAUUAAGACAGAGAGAAAGAAAGAAAGAAAGAAUGAA